AUGGCCAUGAAAAACUUAACCUUGGGAAUUCAAGCUAAUAUUACUGAUGUUGAUAUAACUAUUCCAGAUAUUAUAUUAAAAAAGAGAAAUUUAUUAUUUUCUAAAGGGAUUAGUGAAAAAGAAAAUUUAUAUCAUAAUAUUACUGGUUAUAUACGUGGCAAAUGGAAUAAAUUCUUCGUUCAUCCAAAUGACACGUUAAUUCCAAAAUAUGCGCAAGAUUUUAUAAAAAUACUAUCAUAUAACAGAGGACUAUUAAGCAUAGUUUUAGAAGAGUCUAUAUUUAAUGAUAGCCAAAUAACAGACGCAACUCUAUCAAUUCAAGAUGAAAUUGGCAACUUAUAUAAAAAUAUCAAUCUUAAAGGAAUUCAUUUUAAAAACGAUGGCUCAUUAAUACUUACAUCAUCAUCACAUAAAUUCCCAAGUCUUAUAACAAUUCCACUUUUUGCAUUUAAUAAUUUCACAUUUCAAAAAUCACUUAGAUCAAUAACUCAGAUUUUAGAACAACAAAUAAAGCAGUUACAAGAUAGUAUACCUAAAAACAAAAAAAUUCAAAUUCCUAGUGACAAUAAUGAAUAUUGCGAGUUCGUUGUUUAUUUGCAGCUUCUUCCCAACUAUGACAAUAAAGAGCCUAAAUUAGAAGAAAUAGAAAAAGAACUUCAAACACCAAAUGGCCUUCCUUACUCUUUAGUACCUCCUAUUUUGCUUUCCGGAAUUAUUAUGUCUCCUGACUGCAAAUUUUCAUUAGACUUUGAUAAUAUCACUGGCAUUAAAAAAGAAAAAUAUUAUGCAGACAUUAAUAAGAUAGCAUUCUUUCAAAAUCUUCUAAUUAUUAUACAAAUUUAUUUGCUCAUAAAACAAAUGAAUGAAACGUCAACUCCAUCAAGCAUUUCUAGAAUAUCAUUUUGGAGUAUUUGGAUACAAGCAUCUUUGGAUGGAUAUACUUGCAUGAUUUUCCUAUCGGCCUCUAUAUCACAUAAUAGUAUAUUUCUUUCUUCUGUUACUACUUCAUUUCUUUCAUUUACUCUCGUUGCAAUAUUUGGAAUGCGAUAUUUACUUAUUAUUCAUCGUAUACAACAGCCUGAAAAUAGGACAACUGCUAUAGAAAGGCGCGACCAUAGCGAAAUUAAUGAAGAAACAGUUAUGUCAAAUCGGCAAGACUACGUAAAUCGGAAUCAGGAGAGUAGAACUAGACAAGACCAAUAUGAUAGCCAUAGUGAUAUCAGUACAAUAUAUACUCAAUUUUAUCUCUUUCUUCUCAUAAUAGUGUUAAUUUUCCCACAGAUAAUGUUAUUGCCAACUAAUAAAAGGAAAUAUAUUAUAUAUACUAUCACAUUUAUGGCAUUUUCAUUCUGGUGGCCUCAAAUCAUACGAAACAGUUUAAAAGGAUAUAGACGACCAUUUCUUUGGUCAUACGUAAUUGGAAUGACUAUUACCAGGGUUAUUCCUAUUAUUUAUUUAUUUUCAUAUCCAAAAAAUAUAUUAUUUAUCCCAACGAAUCUUUAUAUAACCUGGGGAGUUUUUGGCUGGUUAUGGUUUCAAGUUUUUCUUCUAGCUAGUCAGGACUUUUUAGGUCCACGUUUCUUUAUACCUUCUAAUCUUUUACGUCCGACAUAUAAUUAUCAUCCAAUACUUUCAGAAGAUGUCGAGACUGCAUCAUCAUAUUUUGAUUCUAAUGGGCGUACAAUUUGUUCUAUAUGCAUCCAAAAUAUAUCAUUACCACGUAUUAACAGGAAUUCUACGAAUAACGCUUCGUUAAUUUUAGGAAGAAGAUCGUAUAUGGUUACACCCUGCAAACAUCUAUUUCAUACAAAUUGCUUAGAAAGAUGGAUGAGAGUUCGCCUAAUUUGCCCAGUAUGUAGACAUUCACUUCCUCCUAUAUAAAUUCUAACCCAUAUUUAAAAUUCUUAAAUUAUAU
Molecule: messenger RNA, 1915 nt
Organism: Pneumocystis murina B123
Lineage: Eukaryota; Fungi; Ascomycota; Pneumocystomycetes; Pneumocystales; Pneumocystaceae
Exons: 7
Coding region: 1-1881 (626 amino acids)
Molecular function (GO): zinc ion binding
Source: RefSeq, a predicted model, not a curated record